AUGUAGUCUUUUGAUUAGAUUUAAAACCCUCAAGAAAAGCGAGCAUUCAUAGAUUAAGAGGAUAGAAAUGGUUUCAUUAAGAAAGUCUAUGGAAUCCUUUGCGCACAAUUGAUUAUUACAGCUGAGUUCACGCUCUUGCCCUAUAUUUCUGAGGAUGUACUUAACUUCAUGGGAAACUACCCUCAGAUAUUUGUGCUUUGCUUGAUUGCAGUCUUAGUCUCUUAAUUGGUUUUAAUUUGUAACAGAAAGCUUGCAAGAACAGUUCCUGUCAAUUACUACAUCCUAGGUAUAUUCACGAUAUGCGAAUCUUAUAUGGUAUCUUUCAUUUGUACAAUGUAUGAACCUCAAGUUGUUUUCAUUGCAGCGCUGAUGACUGCCUGCUCUGUUGGUGGCCUCACUUUUUAUGCCUGGACUACAAAAGAAGAUUUCACAGUCAUGAGAGGUGUAAUGUCAUUUGUUAUAGCAGCAAUAUUCUCAACAUUAAUACUUUGUAUUUUUAUGUAAUAGCAGAUGGAUAGAACUGCAUUAAGCUUUUUGUUUGUGAUAAUCUUUGGAAUUUAUAUCGUGAUUGACACAUAAAUGAUUAUGGGAAACAAUAAAUAUGAAUUAAGCAGUGAAGAUUAUAUUCUAGGAGCAUUGAUUCUCUAUCUGGAUAUAAUCAAUUUAUUCCUUGAAAUCCUCAAAAUACUUGGAAAAAAGAAGGAAUGA
Messenger RNA from Stylonychia lemnae, 708 nucleotides. The record is from the annotation of a GenBank genome assembly. NCBI's taxonomy places the organism in Eukaryota, Ciliophora, Spirotrichea, Sporadotrichida, Oxytrichidae.